Molecule: messenger RNA, 315 nt
Organism: Paramecium sonneborni
Lineage: Eukaryota; Ciliophora; Oligohymenophorea; Peniculida; Parameciidae
Source: the annotation of a GenBank genome assembly
AUGUCUACAUCAAAUAAGCGAUAAGCAAUAAAUUAUAAGCAAAUGGCAAAAGUUUAUAGACAAUGUGCAGAGACACAAAAAUUGAUAGAUGAUUUGGAGAAGAAAAAUAAAAUUAACAUAGAUAAAUUCGUUCCACUUGAUUAUUUGGAGCUACCUGCUAAGAUACCUAAUAUUAUAUCAAUUUCACUUAAGAACAAAAAAAGAUUUGCUUUAGAGAACAUUAUCAAGGAUGGGGUUUAAAAUUCAUAGUAAAAGAACCAAAACUCUAAAAGUAAGCAAAAAGAGAAAAGUGCAAUUGUAAUAAAUAGUGAAUGA